Messenger RNA from Orbicella faveolata, 886 nucleotides. RefSeq names its product peroxidasin-like protein. Lineage: Eukaryota; Metazoa; Cnidaria; Anthozoa; Scleractinia; Merulinidae. The record is from RefSeq and is a predicted model, not a curated record.
AUGAAUGAAAGAGGUUUUGUGGCAUUAAAGACCAACUCGAAGCUGUUUGUACUAAAGCAUCUCUGCACGAGACCAAAGGUGACUAAGGCACGAGAUGAGGAUGCUGGGAAAUACAAAUGCGUGGCGCGCAAUAUUCUGGGAAAGGAUGAAACCUCUGCAAACCUUGUUGUACAGAGUAAGCCCAAAGUUUCUCUCUCGUUUGGGCCAUCAUACGUCGAAAAGAACAAGGACAUCACUUUACCAACCUGUCACGCGACGAGCUUUCCUCCAGCAUUGAUCACGUGGUCUGCAGUACAUGGUGAACUGGUGCAAGCCAGGACUAUAAUGAAAGACGGUCAGCUGUCAAUAAUAAAGGCUCAAAAGAAAGACUCUGGCUUAUACAAAUGUAAAGCGACAAAUAUCUUAGGAUAUGACUCAGCGUUUACGCAACUAAACGUUGUAGAAUUACCACGUUUCACGGUCAGUCCGCCUGUAAAGCUUGAAGUGGAAAAAAAACAAAAUAUUACAGUCCCUUGUCAGGCUACUGGAGACCCCAAGCCGACAGUCACUUGGGUGAGAGAAAACGACGUGCUACCUGUUGGAAGAUCAACGGUUAAUGUGGAUGGAACACUUCAAAUCUGGAAUCCCAAAGAGGAGGACUCGGGCAGAUAUACUUGUAUGGCGGCAUCGGCAGAAGUGUUUAAAACGUUUUCUGCCAUGAAACUGACUGUGACGAAAGACCUGAGGUAUUGGUCAAAGGAGUCGCUAGUAGACGUAAGGACUUGCGAUGGCCUGCAUUCACUUGUUCGAGAUCAAUAUUUACAGACAAGUCCGCGGACGUUUUUCUCCCUUUGGCACCCAUCGGCAGUCAACGCAAAUUGAUCGCACGUCAUCCGUUACAGGACUG